AUCAUCCCAAGCACAACAACAUCAGCGGAAUUUUAAAGGAAAGAUAACAAUAUGACAAGAGCCUGCUAUCUAAUGUUGAGCCUCCCUCUUCUUGUGGCGGUAGCUGCAAAUGAAACUCCACAACAAGUGGUGACAAAAUACAACAAUUACAAGGCGAUAUGCAAUGGACUCGGUUAUAAAAAUUUGGGUUGCAAAGAUACUAGUACCAUUGCUUUCCAAUCUUCACUUACCCAUAAUUUGAAUAACAUGAAGAACCACGAAACAGUGGUCUUUGAUAAGGUUUCGGUAAAUGAAGGAAAAGCUUACGACAGUUCUUCGGGAAUAUUUACGGCACCAUUGGAUGGAACCUAUUCCUUUACCUGGACAACAUUAACAACAGGGGGUAAAUAUUUUAUCUCUGAAAUAAUGCAAAAUGGAAAAGUAAUUACAAAGAAUUAUACCGACGGCAGAGGUCGUGAUGGAUAUGAAAUGUCAACCUCCCAUGCAAAUAUCAAAAUGAAGAAAGGCGAUAAAGUAUGGAUUAGAACCUAUGGAAACUUGGGACAGCACGCCGUUGGUGGACAUUGGUGUUAUUUUUCUGGAUUAAAAUUGUAGCAUGUCUGUAUAGAUAUCAAAAUAAAGCAAUUUAAGU
Molecule: messenger RNA, 631 nt
Organism: Magallana angulata
Lineage: Eukaryota; Metazoa; Mollusca; Bivalvia; Ostreida; Ostreidae
Product: complement C1q tumor necrosis factor-related protein 3-like
Exons: 3
Coding region: 52-594 (180 amino acids)
Molecular function (GO): protein binding
Source: RefSeq, a predicted model, not a curated record